AUGGCGAGUUUGUCAGGCUCCUGUCUGCCCAGCUGCCUCCCCUGCCUUCUCCUGCUCCUCCAGUUGUCUCUUAGCAAUGCAGGACAGUUCAGAGUAAUAGGACCAGGGCAUCCCAUCUGGGCGCUGGUGGGACACGAAGUGGAACUGCCGUGCCGCUUAUCUCCAGGAAGGAAUGCCACGGGCAUGGAGGUGGGGUGGUACCGGCCCCCCUUCUCUCGGGUGGUCCAUCUCUACCGAAACGGCAAGGAUCAGGACGGAGAGCAGGCGCCUGAGUACCGGGGCCGGACGGAGCUGCUGAAAGACACCAUUGGUGAGGGGAAGGCGACCCUCCGGAUCAGGAACGUGAGGUUCUCAGAUGAAGGCGGUUUCACCUGCUUCUUCCGAGAUCAUUCUUACCAAGAGGAGGCAGCAAUGGAGCUGAAGGUGGAAGAUCCCUUCUACUGGGUCGGGCCCGGAGCGCUGGUCGCCAUCGCCGUGCUGCCCGUGCUCCUCCUGCAGCUGGCCGCCGGCCUGCUCUUCCUCCGCCUGCAGCGCCGACUGAGAGGAAAACUUCGAGCAGAGAUAGAGAACCUUCACAGGACUUUUGAUCCCCACUUUCUGAGGGUGCCCUGCUGGAAGAUAACCCUGUUUGCGAUCGUGCCAGUCCUCGGACCCCUGGUUGCCUUGAUCAUCUGCUACAACUGGCUACAUCGGAGACUAGCAGGGCAGUUUCUUGAAGAACUAAGGAACCCCUUCUGAGCGAGGCUGCACCCUGGCGGAGCGGGGAGAGCCUGGAGUCCUGUCCUUGCGGACGCUGUGCCCGUCAGGUCGCAGGCUCACUGGCCUCUGCUGCGGGACCUUCUAAUUUGCCUUCCAGCAAUGCUCUAAACUCCAAAUGGGAACAUUGCUUCUUUUAAAAGAACAAAAAACAUUUUUAGAGGAAGGGAGAAACAUCGAUUGGUUUUUCUUAUCUGC
Messenger RNA from Molossus molossus (Pallas's mastiff bat), 954 nucleotides. RefSeq names its product myelin oligodendrocyte glycoprotein (gene MOG). The record is from RefSeq and is a predicted model, not a curated record. Gene Ontology annotation, biological process: regulation of cytokine production; T cell receptor signaling pathway. The coding region runs from base 1 to 738 and encodes 245 amino acids. The transcript is spliced from 8 exons. NCBI's taxonomy places the organism in Eukaryota, Metazoa, Chordata, Mammalia, Chiroptera, Molossidae. Gene Ontology annotation, cellular component: external side of plasma membrane. Gene Ontology annotation, molecular function: signaling receptor binding.